CUGCUACUGACCCCUGAAUGGUAUUCAAACAACUGUAUGAAAGUUAUUAUUGUACCUGUAGGUCGGGCACUCGGACACUAGGUUCGUGUGGACACGUAGCUAGCGUGUUAUUGUUUUUAGAUGCACGUCAUUUCCCAAAUGUGAGAUAUCCGGCAUCGUCUCUUAUGGAUAGAGUGUUGGAUGCUGCUCAUCGGCCUCAAGAAGUUGAUCCAAAUGUUUAAAAAUACCAUCUGAAGGCUUCCUUAGGGAAAACGAGAGUCACAGCAU
Messenger RNA from Phaedon cochleariae (mustard beetle), 267 nucleotides. Lineage: Eukaryota; Metazoa; Arthropoda; Insecta; Coleoptera; Chrysomelidae. The record is from the annotation of a GenBank genome assembly.